UGGAGGACUAGCGCGACCGUCGCCGCCGUCCCCGGCGUCCACGUCGCCUCCCCCGCACCGCCAGAACCAGUCGAAGUCCCUCUUGUUUUGGUAAGCUGCCCUUCGCUCUCUCUUCUCCACUCACAUCGCUCACCGCCAUGUCGCUAACACAGCAAACGGCAUGGACCAGCCACCUCCUACUGUCGUCAACCAACCGACGACGUUCACGCUCCCCCUCUCGCCGUCGACACCUCAGCAGCAAAAGUACCAGCCGCCCCAGGGUCCCAUUCCCCGACCCUUCGGGACACCUCUGAACGGCGCCAUCGCGCUCCAGCAUGAAGACCCGCGCACACGCCUCGAAGACGCGCUGAAGCGGUCCGUCACUGUCGUCUUCUGGUACAAGCCCGACAGCCCGCCGAUUCGGCUGCACGGCGAAGUCGCGACGUUCCCGCUUUUCCAGCUCUCACAGUUCGCGCAUCUCGCCGCCGAUCUGGGGCUCGCGCCCGCGGCGUAUGUAGACGCAUACAACCCGUACGCACGCGCUUGGGAGCAACAGACGAUCAGCGCCGUCCGCGCGGUAGAGAGCGAGCAGCGGCUGCUGUUCCGUGUGCGCAAGAGCCUGCUGGAGGGUCUUGAGGACAGUGAAUGCCCUAGCCUCGGUGAGGAAAUCUGUCUGCAGCCUCCACCUCCCGUCGUCGCUUCCAAGAAGCGUUCCUCGCCGGACAGUCCUCUGCUCAUGGCGCCGUCAGUGAAGUACGCAAGAGUAGAACCCUCCCCGCCCCGUCCCAUGUCGCCUGGCGCGAGCACGUACCAGGCCCCUGUUCCCCUCAGCAUGCCCUCCCCUUUCGUCGCCGUCGACCCGUGUCCCUCCAAACAAUCCCCCGACUUCGAGAGCACGCCCACCCAGCUCACAUUCCAAACGCUCCCGCUCGUGAAGCGCUGGCCGAACGACUACACCGUGUUCGAGCUCUCCGCCGGCUUUCGGCAGAUGGACGUGCUCGUCGCGCAGCAGCCGUCGCUCACGCAACGUACCGCGUUCGAGCGCGUGUUCCACUGCCGGUACGUCAAGUCGACCGUGUGUCGGCAUCGCGGGGUGUGGCGGCGCGCGCCGAAGGAGCUCCGCGAGACGUUCGAGCGCAUGGGCCAGGACGAGCGCGGGCUCUGGAGCGAGUUCCUCAAGCGCAUCGAGGGCGGGACCGGGCGGACGGACACGGUGGGGAGGAAGAAGCAGCUGGCGGCGAUGGCGGAAGUGGGGACGGACGGCGACGAGCAGGUCAUGCUGACGUCGCAGUCUGAUGCUGUGGCAGAUGAUGACAGCGGGCCUGUGAUGGACUCGUAUGGCGAAGAUGACGAAUCUCAGCGGAUCGACUUGGGUGCACCGUCGGGACUCGGCAUACAUGCGGGAGGCUGCGGCGGGGAUGCGAAUCAUAGCGGUUUACCCGGGGACGUAUCUUAGUCUGCGUGUAAGUACAAUACCAUCGCCUGUCUUAUCUGCGUA
Molecule: messenger RNA, 1477 nt
Organism: Fomitopsis serialis
Lineage: Eukaryota; Fungi; Basidiomycota; Agaricomycetes; Polyporales; Fomitopsidaceae
Exons: 3
Coding region: 161-1435 (424 amino acids)
Source: RefSeq, a predicted model, not a curated record